This is a messenger RNA of Talaromyces proteolyticus, 1005 nucleotides long. RefSeq names its product COP9 signalosome subunit CsnE. The record is from RefSeq and is a predicted model, not a curated record. Gene Ontology annotation, cellular component: cytoplasm; COP9 signalosome. Gene Ontology annotation, biological process: protein deneddylation. Gene Ontology annotation, molecular function: deNEDDylase activity; metallopeptidase activity; protein binding. The transcript is spliced from 2 exons. NCBI's taxonomy places the organism in Eukaryota, Fungi, Ascomycota, Eurotiomycetes, Eurotiales, Trichocomaceae. Bases 1 to 1005 code for a protein of 334 amino acids.
AUGCAGGCUGCACAGCAGUCCUGGGAAUUCGAGAACGCCGUUCAACUCGCCGAUCCAAAAAGAGAUGCUCUUUAUGAUUAUGAUGAAGCCGCUCACAAAGUUCUCUCAGACGCCAAGCCAUGGAAGAAUGACCCUCGAUACUUCAAGUCGGUGAGGAUUUCGGCCGUCGCCCUACUCAAAAUGGUUAUGCAUGCACGGUCUGGAGGAUCGCUGGAGGUUAUGGGCUUGAUGCAAGGCUACAUUGCCGCGGAGACGUUCGUCGUCACCGAUGCAUUCAGACUUCCUGUCGAAGGCACAGAAACGCGUGUGAAUGCCCAGGACGAUGCGAAUGAAUAUAUGGUCGGAUACUUACAAUCAUGUCGUGAUUCGGGCAGGAUGGAGAAUGCGGUUGGCUGGUACCAUAGUCACCCGGGUUACGGAUGUUGGCUAUCCGGCAUCGACGUUUCGACUCAGUCCAUGCAACAAAUGAGUGACCCCUUUGUGGCUGUUGUGAUUGACCCAGAUCGUACUAUAUCUGCUGGAAAAGUUGAAAUUGGUGCAUUCCGUACGUAUCCAAAGGGCUAUACGGCUCCAAAGGAGGAAGCCGAAGACGAUGAAUAUCAGAGUAUACCCUUGAACAAGGUCGAGGAUUUUGGCGCACACGCUUCGCAAUAUUACGCUCUCGAGGUAUCACAUUUCAAGAGCACAUUAGACACUCAAAUUCUUUCGCUCUUAUGGAAUAAGUAUUGGGUCGCGACGCUCAGCCAAAGCCCGCUUUUCACCACCCGUAACUACGGAAGCAAGCAGAUUAUGGACUUAAGUCAGAAGGUUAAAAAAGUGGUUCGCGGGAUUGAAGGGGGAACGAAUAGAGGCGGGGCUGCAAAGGACCAACAGCUAGGGAAAGUUGUUCGUGAUGGACAUCGCAUUGUAUCGGAAGAGGUUAGCGGCCUCGUCGCCGUUGAUAUCAAAAAGACUCUCUUUCUAGGUAUCAGGGAAACUGCUGAGAACCGCAGUUCGCAAGCUUAG